CGUGACAUUUGUGAUUUUAAUUCUUAAUUUUUACCCGCAUUUAAAAGCUACUUAUUUACAUUAAUUAUAAAUUACAUCAUCUGAAAACUGUAGAAAUUAAAAUACGCAUUACUUACGUAUUUUGAGUAUUUAUUACAAAUAAGAUUAAUAAUGGAAGAUAAAGAAUUGACAGCAUUAAAAAAGUUGAGGGAAAAACUUCUUCUGAAAGCUUCUGAUUUAUUUGAAGAGUUAAAGAAGCAGGAAAGGAAUCAACAAAAAGUUGUCAUAAGGCAGUGGGAACCAUGUACUGUACAAAAUACCAGUAAUAUAGAAAAUAAGGUAGAACGCUAUGAACAUAAAUUGUGUGAAAUUACUCAAAAAAUAUCUGGUAUUGCAUUUAAAGAUAUUGAUAGAAAAUGGAUAAAAAAUAAUCUUUAUCAAUAUACAGCUCUUGCAGUAAUAAACACUUUAAAAUUUCAUGUUGAGUUAUUAGUAAAGAUAGAGAGAAAAGAAGAAUUUGAAAUUUGUAGCAUAAAGUGUGAUUAUAUAAAUAUUAACAAGUGUUAUAGAUUAGAAAUUGAUCCAUGCAUACAAAAUAUAAUUAAGAUGAAGAAUUUUUCACUUCUUACAUCUGCAAUGGUGCACUAUACUGAACAAAAUAUGAUAAGAAAGAAAAUCAUAGAUAAUUUAAGAGCUAAAAACUAUAUAAAUUAUGAAUUAUGUAUGGAUGAUAAUGGAGGAAUUAUAAUAAGUAUACAUUCACCUGAAAAUGUUCAACAAACAUAUUUAAAAAUGAAUUGGAAAAUAUUAUUUGUUGAACGAAUUUGGAAACAUGAACAUUAUUUUGUGAUAGAUGUUUCAGAAGCAGGUGACAACUUUGCAAAAGAAAAUAGGAUGUUAUUAGAAGAGUUUUGUGAACCAAUGCUCACAAAACAAAAUCUUAUCGAUUUAUGGAAGAAAUUGUGUUCUGCCCUUGAUUCAUAUGAAGUAGAUAACAGUGCUGAAUAAUAUGUAAACAUGUAUGAUUGUUGUCAUAAAAAAUCCAUAAUAAAUAUUUUUUUUAAAUAAAUAAGUAAAUAUCAUU
Osmia lignaria (orchard mason bee) is the source of this 1063-nucleotide messenger RNA. RefSeq lists its product as uncharacterized. Lineage: Eukaryota; Metazoa; Arthropoda; Insecta; Hymenoptera; Megachilidae. The record is from RefSeq and is a predicted model, not a curated record.